CGCGCCGGUCGCACGUUCCGCGACUAUUCCAAAUUCGAACUCGGUUUUCGAACAUUCCAUUUUUAUUGUUUUCAAUUUUACUUUUUUGUGUUAUCAGUGUUAGAUUUUUCUAACGUUGUCAAUUUUUUUUUGCAAUGCGUUAAGUUUUUUUUUGACUUCGGGAAAAUGGAAGUUAGUGCGCUGCCACCGAUGCCCCUGGACUUUUCCAUGGUGAGGAGUGGAAGUGGAUCUCCAGGAAACGGACUUCGAGAAGACUCUCCUAGACCAGUUACCAACAGCGCAUUUAGGGUAGUUACGCCAAAAGGUGUAUCAGCUAGUGAAGCCUUGCGGAGCGGGCUCUGCCAGUCGCUGUGGGGCGCUUCCGCCAGUCGCGCAGAGCCUCUACUGGCUUCGCCACCUCCUCAAAACCAUGACUCCUAUCUUGUCAGGGAAGAAAUCAAAUUUGGCAUCAAUCGCUUAGUCGGCGAAAAGCCAGAUGAAGAAGAAGAGGAACAUCACAACAACAAUGAACAAAUCAGGCCUGAAGGUAUAUCGCCAGCUUCCCGCUGUGGAAGCCCAUCCUGGGUUCCAUCUCCGCAAUCGCCAAGAUCAGUUCGCUCUAGUUCCCCUGAAUUAGAAGUGGAUUCUCCUCCAUCUUCACCCAGAAGGCCACCAGAUUCUUCGCCACCACCAAAGAGAUCGGAAGCCUUCUCUGUAAGCGCGUUGCUAAGACCUGAUGCACCAAGAGUUCAACCUCAAAGGCCAUUUCUCUAUCCUCCAUUGCCAUUCGCGGAGUUUCUUCGAGAUGCUAGAAGUCUUGGCUUACCUGGUUGGGGAGGCUACAGCAAUCUUUACCUCCACGCUGUGCAAGCAGCUGGACCCGAACUGCUACGACUUGGAGCAGCAGUUCUUGGAGCUCCAGGACCAUUGUCAAGGCCUCUACCGAUAGGAGAUGUGUAUUCUUGUGUCAAGUGUGAGAAGAUGUUCAGUACUCCUCACGGUUUGGAAGUACAUGCUAGAAGAUCCCAUAAUGGGAAGAGACCCUUUGCUUGUGAGCUGUGUAGUAAGACUUUUGGUCAUGAAAUCAGUUUGAGUCAACAUAGGGCCGUUCACAGCGUGGAGAAGAUCUUUGAAUGCAAACAAUGUGGCAAAACCUUCAAGCGUUCCAGUACUUUGUCCACACACCUCUUGAUUCAUUCAGACACCAGGCCCUACCCUUGCCAAUACUGUGGCAAACGGUUUCACCAAAAGUCUGAUAUGAAAAAGCACACUUACAUACAUACUGGAGAGAAGCCGCACAAAUGCCAAGUUUGUGGGAAGGCGUUCAGCCAGAGCUCGAAUCUGAUAACUCAUUCGCGUAAACACACCGGCUUCAAACCCUUCGCAUGUGACCUUUGCGGACGGUCCUUCCAACGCAAGGUGGACCUGCGAAGGCAUAGGGAGACCCAACAUGCGGACUUGCGGCCCCCGCAACCGCAUAUGCAGCCUCCGCAUACUGACGUGCAUGCCAUGCAUGCGAGUGAGAUGCAUGCUGUGCCAGAACAUCGGAUAGAUCUCCGUGGCUCACAAGGCCUGCGACCUCAGCUGGAAUAUAGGCCCCACAUGCCCAGCGGGGUGCCCCCUCUACAGCCUUUGCCCUCCUGAACCUCAACCGCCUUUGCGCCCCCCACUUGGCGUUAAGGCUUUUGACUUUAUGUAAAUUGAGGUAUAUUAAUAUCCUUUCAAUAUAAAAUGUUCAUUGAUCGGACUUUGAACCUUAUUUCUUUUAAAUACUCAAAUUUAAAACAAAAUUAAAUUGUACAACAUUGCAGUCAACAAAUUUUAAUUCCAUUUAAAGCAUUUUAGUUCUUUAAGUUUAUUACAAACGUGAGUCCGUUGCGUCGUUUUUCAAAUACCUAAAAGGUUUAUUAUCCUUUGUCGUAUCUAUUGAUAUCUUUGUUAGGUGUUGAUUAUAGAUGUAUGAAUCACAGAAGGAUUUGUUACUAAUUGUUAGUUUCCUUACAACUUAUACAUCUACGAUUACGUGUAAAUGAUUUUUAAAAUAUUUUAAAUUACAUUUGAAAAAAAGUAUAUUAGUGGUCGUAUUAUCUAGAAAUACC
Messenger RNA from Hyposmocoma kahamanoa, 2078 nucleotides. RefSeq names its product fez family zinc finger protein 2 (gene sens-2). The transcript has 6 exons. The record is from RefSeq and is a predicted model, not a curated record. NCBI's taxonomy places the organism in Eukaryota, Metazoa, Arthropoda, Insecta, Lepidoptera, Cosmopterigidae. Bases 166 to 1623 code for a protein of 485 amino acids.